Molecule: messenger RNA, 345 nt
Organism: Suhomyces tanzawaensis NRRL Y-17324
Lineage: Eukaryota; Fungi; Ascomycota; Pichiomycetes; Serinales; Debaryomycetaceae
Exons: 1
Coding region: 1-345 (114 amino acids)
Source: RefSeq, a predicted model, not a curated record
AUGGCUUCCAGGCGUGCAUAUAGCAGGAUGUCCAUGGUGGACCAGAUCACCGAGUCCAUGGCUCACAACACUAGGACCUGGGGGAGAUUUGCAGCUGUCAGGCUCAUCUACUGUGACUGGUGUGGUUUGAGCUUCACCAGUAAGCCUCGCUACUACAUCCACUACCAGUCGUCUCAUGGGAUAGAGCUGAUACAGCGAGAGAUCGCCACCGAGAAAUACGACUGCAAAGACCACGACUCCGGCUGCGACACUACCUACCCCAUCCUAACCUCGGAGGAUAGGCACUCUGGCACGCUGACUGCCCAGCGGUGGUGUUUGGUGGCUUGCACCGAACUUGAAAGGUAG